Hydractinia symbiolongicarpus is the source of this 1714-nucleotide messenger RNA. RefSeq lists its product as uncharacterized. NCBI's taxonomy places the organism in Eukaryota, Metazoa, Cnidaria, Hydrozoa, Anthoathecata, Hydractiniidae. The coding region runs from base 695 to 1492 and encodes 265 amino acids. The transcript has 7 exons. The record is from RefSeq and is a predicted model, not a curated record.
GUUGCAUGUCUUUUAACGGCAACCAGGUUAUUAGCAUCACUGAUGUUUAGCUCGGUUCUAAGUUUAAUAUCAAGAGGGGUUUUUAAGUCAAAUCUGUUUAGUUGAUAAAGCAUAUACACAGAUCAGAAAACGCCCCUAAUAAAACCGUAAAUAUGUUCAGUCUUGUUGAAGCGUAAUCACUUAACAUGUACGUUUCUGUGACUCACUGUGGAGUUUUAAUAGCUCUCCUUCGUCGUUAAGAAAUACAUUCUUCCCCGUUUCUGAUUGGUUGAACCGAAUAGAAACUUUAUUUUCGAUUUUUCUGCGAUGUGGUGCAUCAUAUUUCUUCCAAAUUUCAGCAACAGGGUUUAACCUGUUAAACAGUUAUUUAAGGUGGCAAAACCACGUCUAAACUCUUAGGAGACGGAUUGCAAGGAUGUCCAGUCAAACAAAAACCUCCGCCCAGUUGGAUUGCUAAGACUUCUGAUGUUUACAAGAACCAUUACUUCACCAAUUACUGCACAAAUUUAAAAAUGCUAAUGAUUCUUCGGCCCAAAAAAAAGCGUACUGGUAUAAAUAUGAUUAAUAACGAGAGAUUAAGUUAAAUUUUAAUAAAGAAAGCUUAAUAGUUCUACUUAGUGGGGAUACUUUCUUUCCUUUCAUUUUGUUGGAGUGAAACCCAUUUUAAACAAAUAUAAUAUUUUUUACGCGAACAAUGGUCAUGUUUUAUCAGCAUAUAUUAGCAGCCUUGCUGAUUAUCGAAUGUGUUGGAACGAUAUUCAUAGAAAGAAAAUUAUACGGAGAUGUCAUAACAAAUGUAAGUAAAGAUGAAUGUAAGAUAAGUGAAAACACAGAAUGGGAAAAAGAUAUAUGUACAUGUGGAAGAGGAUAUGAAACAGCAAUUGUUGUGGAGAAUAAGGUGAAAUGUAAAAACAGAAGUGAAAUUUUAAAAUCAUAUGGUUCCUCACGCUGUACCAUAUAUGGCCAUAAUACAGAUAAAACCAUGAUUGUUGUUGCUCGUUAUGAUGGUGUUUUUAUUCUAAACAAGAAACAGAAAAUAUUAGAAAAGUGUCCAGGGAAACACGGUACCAAAAUUGAAUUAUUAUAUCCGCAAAAACAAGUCAUUUCUAUCAACUGGAGUUUUCAUUCUUCAAACGAUUAUCCGUACGUGAAGUUAAAAUUGGGAACGGCCAAAUACGCUGGUUACUUAAUCAGAAUAAACAAUAUCUGCAACGGAAUUUGCAUUGUAGCAAAAGUUACUGGAAGAGCUUACACUUUGUCAAGAAACUAUCCAUCCACCAAAGCUGUCACGCAGUCUCCGUAUAACUCCAUUAACUUGAGUAAUGAAAUGCUGUUACUCAGUACUUUUCCAGAUGUAAUUAUUUUCAUCAUUCUUUCAAUUAUGAUUGUUUUCAUAACAAGAUUGCAUCAGAGAGCAAAGAAAAAGAAAAACAUAUUACAACCGGUAGGGAUAAUAAAUGCAGAAUCAGGAUAUGCGGAAUUGCAAAUAUAGCAAGAGAUACGGAUAAACAAGAAGGAAUUACAAAAGUAACAAAUGUUUGAAGAAAAAUAUUAGUUAAAAAAAAUAUGAAAUUUAUUAUCUUCUGAUUACCAUAAAAGAAAUUGUUGUGUAUAUGUUGAAUAAAAUAUUGCUUUGUAUUUGUGACGAGGUUAUUGUUCCCGUAACACUAUUCUUUAAAGUUCCAUAAAGUAUCACGUUCUCUACUUGUAUCGA